Nestor notabilis (Kea) is the source of this 1323-nucleotide messenger RNA. RefSeq names its product zinc finger CCCH domain-containing protein 7A-like. The transcript is spliced from 4 exons. NCBI's taxonomy places the organism in Eukaryota, Metazoa, Chordata, Aves, Psittaciformes, Psittacidae. The annotation marks the transcript as partial. Gene Ontology annotation, biological process: miRNA processing. Gene Ontology annotation, molecular function: miRNA binding; metal ion binding. The record is from RefSeq and is a predicted model, not a curated record.
UUGUGCAAUCAUAUUGCUUCAGGCAAGAAAUGUCAGUAUGAUGGAAACUGUUCAUUUGCUCACAGUCCUGAGGAGAGAGAGAUGUGGACCUAUAUGAAGGAGAACAGCAUUCAAGACUUGGAGCAGUUGUAUGACAUAUGGCUAAAAAGUCAAAAACCAGAAAAGGGAGAUGAUACAGCUGCUCAGGCAAACAAAGAGAAUGGGAAGCAAAUUCACAUGCCGACUGACUAUGCUGAAGUUACAGUGGAUUUUCACUGUUGGAUGUGUGGGAAGAACUGUAAUAGUGAGAAGCAAUGGCAGGGUCACAUUUCUUCUGAAAAGCAUAAAGAGAAGGUUUUCCACACUGAGGAUGAUCAAAACUGCUGGCAGUAUCGCUUUCCAACCGGAAAUUUUAGCAUUUGUGAUAGAUAUAUGGCUGGUACUUGUACUGAAGGAAACAACUGUAAAUUUGCCCAUGGAAAUGCUGAACUCCAUGAGUGGGAAGAACGAAGACAAGUUUUAAGAAUGAAGCUCAGCAAAGCAAGGAAAGAUCACUUGAUUGCUCCCAGUGAUAAUGACUUUGGAAAAUAUAGUUUUUUGUUUAAAGACUUAAACUAAUACUGAGAUGACACAUACAUGUUAUCAGCUGGAAGCAUAAACCAGAAAAUUUGACAAAAAUCAAAAGCAUGUGACAGAAAAGCUGCAGGUUUUCUGCUUUUAUUGGCAUAUAUUGUUCCUCCUGAACAGCAAAAUAUAGUAGAUUUAGGGGGAUUGAGCAGACCUGUCUGUGCUCUCAUGAAACAGAGUGGUGAUUAAAAAAAUCUGAAGUAUUACGUGCUUACUCACCUUCUGUUGGACAGAAAGUUAGGAAAUAGAAAGGGGGGAAGAGAGGUCAUAAUCUAGGAAGCCCCCUAGUAUCAGUCCUUCAGUUGAAAAACUUUAAGGUAUCAAGGUAUUGCAAAACUGUGUGUUAUGGACUAAGAAGAAAAUGAUGGAUGAAAAUUCUUCAGAUCUUUUAAUGGAGAGGAUUUGUUUAAAACAAAGUUUGCUACUUAUCUAUAUGUAGGUUGCUAAAAAGGAUUUUUCUUAUUAAAGAUUUUAAACAAAAUAACCAUUUAACUACAGUAUAUGUUGAAUGGGUAUUUUUUCUCUAUUUGUAUGUUUCAAUAUAAUUUACUGAAAAAGGAUCUUGGGAAGAAAAAAACUGAAGUAGUUAAAAUUCUGUUUCUUGGUCUUUGCUGUUUAAAUGAUGAUUUUGAAAGAUUACACUUGUAUGUCAGUAUUGUGUACUAUUGUAUGGACUAAUGUUGCCUGUAAUAAAAAGAACUUUACACAAAGCUGUUU